AGUGUCUGAAUUUAAUCCAGACGAGAUGUCACGGUGCGUAACUUUCUGCGGCACUACGAUCGACUCGAAAGCCCACGGUGUCCGCACCCGGAACUUUCCCGAACGCGAACUGCGAACAAUAUACUGCGGAGCUAGCUGAGUAGGAUUACCGGUAUGCCUGCGUUUUAAUGGAGGGCAGGAGUUGGACGGACGUCAGGGUCAGGGAUUUGCAUCUCAUCGCUGUUAUGAAUUUCUAUCUCAAUCCUUCUUUCUUCCAGAUUAAAAGAAAUCGUGAAAUCUCAUUGACAUCAAUAUAGAUUAUAAAUAUAAGAAGAGGGAGAAGAGGUACUACUCGGUCUACUAAGCCUUUCAAGCCAAUAAAGCAACUCAAAUUCUACACUUUGGUGUGAAAGAUGAUGAUGCUGAAUGAUGGACGGUUCUCUUUGAGUAAAGGGAUCCACCUUACAAUAUCUCGUUUUAUCACCAUCUUGAUGAGCAUUAUGGUGGGCGGAUUCUUCACAAGUAUUGCUCUAGCCCUCAUCUACAGCUUCGACAAGACAACAUCUACGCAUUGCCAUGUCAAUAAUUACCUUCCGUCGAUAAGUGCAGCCAUCUCUGAGCCCCCCUCAAGCUAUGUCUGGAGGUUUGUGAUCGUUUUAUGCUCUGGACAGAGGCUCUUCUGUGUGGCAUUCCACUACUGCUUGUAUGCAAGCGUCAAUUCCGACAAUGUAUUCUAUCCGCUUCUAUGUAAAGUGUGCUUUGGGUGCGAGCUGGUGGAAAACUUUGCCCUUAUAGGGUUGACAUGUGUGUCGUCUUCUGAAAACUUUCCUAUUCAUGAAAACAUGUUCAUUCUUUUCCAAGUAUGUUCAAUGGUCUUCAUGCUUCUGAUGUGUACGGUACACAAACUAGCGAUAAGCAGUGAGAUUCCCCCAUCAAGAUCAGAGAAAAAGACUUUAAAUUGGUUGCAUAUAUACUGUGCAACCAACAUAUCAUCAUUCUUUAUUGCAAUAUACUUCUACUUUAGACACAGCAGUCAUUGUGAGACCGGAGUGUACACCCUAUUUGCAUUUUUCGAGUACAUCGUUGUACUUAGCAACAUAGCAUUCCACUACAUCGUGACUUUCAACUUUCAAGAGAGAGAACUUAUACUGGGUAGCAGGAUUCACGGCAAAUUAGAUUUUUGAUGAAGACAACUCGCUUCACCUCUACCUUCCAACUCUGAUUCUUUCAUCUCUGCAGAAAAUGUCAACUCAAUGUAUUUGUUCUUGACAAUAGAGGGAGACAUUCAAUUCUAACAGGCGCGUGUCGUGCACGCAUUUAUGUGCGUAUACUACGCGGUAAAGGAAUUAGGACGAAUUUAGAAGAUCAUCUCAAUAUACGCAGCGCCUCAGCUGGGUGAUCGACGAUUGGUCAGCGUACGGUACAUUUUGUUUUAAUAUACAUGUACUUUAUAAAGCUUGAACUAGAUUUAAAAAUUUGCUUUUUUUAUUGGAAUAUAUUCCACUGUGCAAUGCCUUUUUAAUCUAUUGAUAUUUCUCUUUUUUUUAUCCUGUUUCAUUCUCCAAAUCUGUUAUAGCACAAUCAGUUUUACAGAGUCAGACAAUGUAUGAAAGAAUGCUUCUUAUUAUUCUAUCUUUUUAUGUUUGCAGGAUGAUAAGGUGUGCAUUUUUUGUACUGCCUUUUAUUCCAGAUGCAACUAUGAAAAUACAUAUAUUUAAUAAGAAGGAAAGAAAUGCACCACCCAAUGAAUGCAUUAUCACUGCUUUGAGUGACUAUGUAAAUAUUUGUAUAGAUAGUGCAUUGAUUGAAGUAUUGAAAUUUCCAAUUCCAUUGAGAAAGAACUUAGCUUCUCAGAGCUUAAAGUUCAAAAUUAUUUAUUUUUCCUAGGAAUAGGUGAUAAAGGGGCUGUCCAAGUAGCAACAACGACAAACAAACGAAGAGGAUGUAGGAUGUGAAGAAAACACAAAAUAUUAAAACCUGUUUAAGCCCGUCAAAAUAUUUGGUGUAUAUAGUCAAUAAUAAUGACCUAGACCAUUUAUGUUUCAUCUCCUGUUCCAAUCUUGCAAAAUUCUACCUAGAGUAAUAAGAAACCAAUACAAUCCAUUUUGAAUCACUUUGUAUUAUUCGGUUUUAGCUUGCCAUUUUAUAUUUAACUCUCUAUUAAAGUUCAAAUGAUCAAAAUGCAAUGAUAUAUUUUUGUGAUGAUCCAAGGCAUUCAAUCUGCUACGCAUUAAAGGCUAGGCAUUAGGGAACAUGGCUGAGAAAUUUAUUGGUCCCUAGAUAGCUUAUAUGUUAACAAAAAAGGCUUCUAUAGGAAUUGAUUGUUAUUGCCACAACUCACCAGAAAAAAUAGAUAUUAGAUAGAUAGAAAGAUAGACAGAUAGAUAGAUAGAGAUGUAAAGUGCUUAGAAAUUAAAUGUAUUACUAUAUGAUAAUUAUUUUAUUAUCUUAUACUCUCUACUUAAAGGUUUAGAUUUGCACCCUAAGUUCAACACUACGCAGCAGUACAUGACAUUUUAAGAUGCAAUAUUGCACCCUGAGUGAAAAAAUCAUGUAAACUUGCACCUUUUUGUUCUUGUUUGCAAUUAGAAAUGGGCGAUUCCAUACGUGUUGUACGGGACAUUUUGUCAACAAUUUCUAGUCUCUUAGCUGAUUGCUUGAGCAAUGAAAAAUUAUUAUUGGUCAAAGGUAUAGUGGGUAGUCAUGUGAAAAACUGAUCACCAACAAAAAAUAUUUGAUUAUGGCUGAAUUAAGGAUGAACAUGUUGUGUGUUGUACGGGACUCAGAAAUGUCCCGUACGACUCGCAACAUUUUCACCUCUAAUUCACCCAUGGACAGCAUAUUUUCGUUGGUUGUCAUUUUUCCAUAUGUCUACCAAGUAGUACUCUAUUAUUACCACAAAACAAAUUGAAGUUCUUUGUUUGUUUGGACAUAAGGUUGAAAAAUGUUGCGAAAAUAGCUGAUUUUUCUAGCAUGGAAUCGCCCAAAAGCUCAUUUGUAUCCUUAUCUUUUAGGGUUCAACAUUUUUUUGUACGUAAAAGAAGUGCAAAUUUACACCUUCUUUUAUUAAGGUACAACUCAACACCAUUUAGAGUGCAUAGUGUAGCGUAUUGCACCCCAAUUUGUAGUAUCACAACAUUCACAUGUAUUACACUAAUCACUUAGUAAAGCGUAUCCCAAAUAUUUUGCCAAAGAUCAAAGAAUGGCAGUAUGAUCACAAGCGUUACAUUUUUGUCUAUUUUUGAUAGACAAAGAUCAAAUGACCCUCAUGAUGCAUAUAUCAAAAUUCACAAUAUAUCAUUAUCAAUACCAAAUCAAAAGUAUGAAAGACCUUAUACUGCUGUCAUGGAAUUGGCGCCAUCUUAAAUGAUUUGAUACUUGGUUGUACUAAAGGCUGAAGUAUGUUGUGUCUGAACUAGUGACCAUGUUUUACAACCAUUAAGGAAUAUUUUUGUACAUGCAGUAAGAUGUGAUUAUAAUGUGCAAUGUUUUUGUAUUAAUUGGUAUUUGAAAUGUUUUAAUGAAAUUGGUAUGUUUAGAGAUAUUUUUCAUGUGUGAACAUAAUGAUAUGAAAGGAGUUACAAAGAUGCACCUGAGAUUGUUUGAUUCAAGAUCAGAUUGAGUCAAGUUGUUAUCAGUUAUGUAGUAGUUAGAGUAAGUAGUAGUAGGAGUAGUAGUAGUAGUAGUAGUAGUAGUAGUAGUAGUAGUAGUAGUAGUAGUAGUAGUAGUAGUAGUAGUAAUAGUAAUAAAAGUAGUGAUUACUUCUGCUUCUACUACUAGCAGUAUUAGUGCUUAGUAGUAGUUCUAGUAGUGGUAGUAGUAGUAGUAGUAGUAGUAGUAGUAGUAGUAGUAGUAGUAGUAGUAGUAGUAGUAGUAGUAGUAGUAGUAGUGGUUAUAUUAAGAUAAUAGUAGUAUCAUUAUCAUAACCAGCAUCAUCAAUAUCAUCAUCUUCUUAUAUUCUCUCUGUACAGUUAAUUAAAACGUAACAUUUAAUACUGUACUUAAUACAAGAUUUGUUAUAACCUUGUAUUAAGGGUUUACUUUUCCAUCAACUCUUUACCCUUUUAAUUAUAUUUGAUAAUAAUUUGCGAUAAAAGUAUUCAUAUUUGUAUACUUUUGCGUCCUAAUUCAGUGGUGUCUUACAUUCCAUUCUUGAACAGAAUAUCAUUAUGUACCAUAAUUUUUAAAGAGCAGUUUUAUAGCAAAGUAAACUGGCUUGAUGAAAUUUCAUUUGUUUAAAAAAAUGUGCAUAAUAUUUGCACCCAAUUAAACUUCAUCAUACUGUUGUUGAUAACCAUUGAAAGCUAGAGGAAAAUAGUAUGCAUUGAAGAAAGUGUAAAUUUUCCCGGAGUUUGUGUAAUACAAUAUUAUGUUAGUUGACAACUAAAUUUAUAAAUUGCCCAUAUCCUUGUCAUGCUAUGUACUUUUUAAUGAGAAACUUUGAUUUCUGCCGUUUGUGAUGAUAGAACUUUGAACUAUACAAAUAAAUAUGAUAAUGAAAGUCAUUAUGUCAUCAAGCUUGGGGGGGGGGGUUGUCAGGGAACAGAUCGAUAUAUUUUAUUUAUGAAGAGAAGUCUUUGUCAAUGGAAUUGACUCAAGAAUCAUGGCAAUUGAUGUUUAGACAAUUUUCGCAAUAGCUUCCAUGAUCAGUGGUGAUGUUCUUAAUAAUGAAUAUGUACAUGUAUGAUUACGAUGUUCUUUCAAAGUGUGAAGACCAACGGAGAGAAAAAUAAAGAUAACUUGU
Messenger RNA from Lytechinus pictus (painted urchin), 4723 nucleotides. RefSeq names its product post-GPI attachment to proteins factor 2-like. NCBI's taxonomy places the organism in Eukaryota, Metazoa, Echinodermata, Echinoidea, Temnopleuroida, Toxopneustidae. Gene Ontology annotation, biological process: GPI anchor biosynthetic process. Bases 393 to 1163 code for a protein of 256 amino acids. Gene Ontology annotation, cellular component: Golgi membrane; endoplasmic reticulum membrane. The record is from RefSeq and is a predicted model, not a curated record. The transcript is spliced from 8 exons.